Molecule: messenger RNA, 1692 nt
Organism: Linum trigynum
Lineage: Eukaryota; Viridiplantae; Streptophyta; Magnoliopsida; Malpighiales; Linaceae
Source: the annotation of a GenBank genome assembly
AUGGCUGGGGAGAAGAGAGGCAAACCAGGGCUCAAUAAAGCAUGUUGCCUUCUCAUCGUGAUUGCUGGGAUGGAGCGGUUUGCGUUCAAAGGAGUGGCGUCGAACCUUGUGACCUACUUAACCGAUGUAGUGAACAUGAGCAACUCGGCGGCGGCAAAGACGGUGAAUAACUGGUGCGGGUUCACUUCCAUGAUGCCACUACUUGUGGCGUCGCUGGCCGAGUCUUAUUGGGGUCGUUGCUCUACCAUCUUAGCUUCCUGCGUUCUUUACAUUGUGGGACUUGGGGCAUUGACAUCUACAGCACUAACAUGGGGACAGUACGAUUCAAACAGCAUUGGCUACUCCUUCCUCUUCGGCUCACUCUGCCUAAUCUCCCUCGGCCAAGGAGGCUACAACCCAUCUCUCCAGGCCUUCGGAGCAGAGCAAUUGGACAGUGAAGACGAACUCCCCUGCACCAUGGACGACAAGAAGCCCAACCUGAAGAGCUUGUUCUUCCAAUGGUGGUACUUCGGCGUAUGCGCCGGGAGCUUGAUGGGGGUGAUUGUUAUGUCCUACAUUCAGGACACCAUUGGUUGGGUGUUGGGUUUCGCUAUCCCAACCUUAGCAAUGGUUGCUUCCAUGGCGUUGUUCUGCCUCGGAGGAAGCAUUUAUAGGUAUAGAGAGGACGAGGAAGAUGCCAUCUCCAAGAAGUCGUUCCUUGAGGUCUUGAGAAAGGUUAAGGAUGUUGUUUGUAAAGUCAAGGUUUGCAGGAUCAGGUUGUCUGAUGAGAAGACUGAAGCUGCUGAGAUGGAGAUGCAAGCGAAGCCUCUCCAGACCGACAAGCACAGCACCCUGAAGCCAGGAACAGAGAAGCAACAGCAGCAACCACCAUCAACCAAAACCGACCGCAAUUGGGUCCAAACCGCAAAAACAAUACUCAGACUCCUUCCAAUCUGGGCAACGCUGCUGACAUUCGCCGUCAUCUUCCAACAGCCCGCCACCUUCUUCACCAAGCAAGGCAUGACCAUGUCUCGAAACAUCGGCACAGGUAAAACCAAAUUCAUGAUCCCUCCAGCAACUCUCCAGAGCUCCAUCACCGUCUCCAUCAUCCUCCUCAUGCCACUCUACGACAAGCUCCUCAUCCCCUUCGCCCGCCUCGUCACCCGGUCCGAAAAGGGGAUCAGCGUCACACAGCGGAUGGGGAUCGGGAUGUUCCUGUCGAUCAUCGCGAUGGUAAUCGCGGCGUUGGUCGAAGAACAGAGGCUGGAGAAAAGCAGGGGAGCGAAAACAGAGGAGAUGGUUGUUGAAAUGAACAUAUUCUGGCUGUUGCCGCAGUACAUUUUGUUGGGGAUUUCGGAUAUUUUCACGGUGGUGGGGAUGCAGGAAUUCUUCUACGGGGAAGUUCCGGUGAAGAUGAGGACUCUGGGGAUUGCGUUGUACACGAGUGUGUUUGGUGUGGGGAGCUUCAUGAGUGCUCUGCUGAUAUGUUUGGUUGAGGUUUCGACGCGGUGGAGGAAAGAAGAGAGCUGGUUUAGCGACGAUAUGAGGGAGGCGAGGCUGGAUAAGUAUUAUUGGUUGCUGGCCAUUUUGAGCUCCGGGAGCUUGGUGCUGUAUUUGGUACUCUGCAAGUUUUUUUACGGUGGAAGUAGGAGUGGUGGCGAUGAGGUGGAGAUGGAGGUGGUGGAGAGUGGUCGUAACACGGGAUGUACAUGA